GACAUCAUUCAUUCACAGAUAAAAUUUUUCUUGUAUCUUUUUCCUCUGUACCGCUUAAAUUUCCUCCAUUCUCUCUCUUUUAUCCUUUUCCUCUGUACCGCUUAAAUUUCCUCCAUCUCUCUAUUCGUCUUCUGUUUCCUAUAUCGAUUUUUCAUCGAUUAUGAAACUCUAGAUCGAUUUUUCAGCGUUUGAACCAAUUCUUUUUUUAUGAUGAUUGGUUUCAGUUUCCUAUAUCGAUUUUUCAUCGAUUAUGAAACUCUAGAUCGAUUUUUCAGCGUUUGAACCAAUUCUUUUUUUAUGAUGAUUGGUUUCAGUUUCUAUUUUCAUCGAUUAUGAAACUCUAGAUCAUCGAUUAUGAAACUCUAGAUCGAUUUUUCAGCGUUUGAACCAAUUCAUUCUUUUUUGAUGAUGAUUGAUUUCAAUUUCUAUUUACCGAAAGAACAACCUUUUGAUCUAAUUGAUUUGUAUUUUCUUCCAUUUUUUAAAAAUUAGGUUAAAGAUCUGUUUUUUAAUCUAAAAUUGAUCUGGAGAACAAAUUUUUAGUUAACGAUAUUUUGUAUAGAUCUAAAUUGUAAUUCAUGUUGAUUUGAUUGAUAUAUAUCGAUCGAUCUAAUUGAUAUCUUUUUUCAUUUUUGUUUCUCUCCUUUUUAAUGAUGUUGAUCUAAUUUAUUUAGAUCAAUUUUUGAUCUAAUUGAUUUGUAUUUUCUUACAUUUUUUAAAGAUUUGAUUUUUUGAUCUAAUUGAUCUGGUACAGAACAAAUUUUUUUUUUUCAAUUUCUUUAAAUUUUGUUACAGAUAUGAAUUUAAAUUGUAAUGGGUGUUCAGGCAGAUGUUUUGUAUUUAAUUGAUCUUUUUUUUUCAUUUUUCUCUCUUUUUUUAAUCAUGUCUUUUUCAGAAACUCCCCCAUCAGCUCAGAGGCGAUCACGGCUCGGUCGUAGAUCGCGACAGCGCCGUUGAGGCAGCGGGGGAACAUUAUGCGGUUGAGAUUGGUGCGGCAGCGGUGGAGGUUUUGAGUUAUCGAAGCUGCAAUUCGUAGAUCUGACCCGUAGAUCUGUGCGGUUCGGCGGCGGUGGAGGUUUUGUUUCAUCGAAGCAUGAAACUCGCCCGUUGAGCCCGUAGAUCUCGUAGUUAAGAUCUGGAACCGUAGUUUUUUAUCUUCAGAAUGAAGUUUUUCGCAGCCUUUUUCAAUCUGAAAGGUUUAGGGAAUGCAGGAUUGGCGGCUGGCUUUGGAAGUGGCUUGAGGCCUGGCACGUUUGCCAAACACAAGAACUCCAAUGCAAAGCCGGAGAAGCAGAAAUCCUUGUCGAGAAGAGGGUGCCGUUGCGUUUGCAACUGCCCCGAAUGCAGAGAGAUUACUCAAUCUGUCAAUGCCAUGAGUGAACACUGGAAGACUGUUCACGGCUAUAAUGGCGACAGCUUUUGCUAUGUUUGCGGUAAUGCCAAUGUCAAUGGCCUUGCAUGCCGGUCCUAUGAGAUCUGCCAGGCACCAUAUGUCAAAACCGCUGCUCAGCGCAAGGCUUUGUUUGCGAAUAAUGCACGCAAGAUGAAACAAAAGUGGUGGAAGAAAGACUGAAGAGGAUGGAGAGUGAAGAAGCCUUUUUGAGUUACUGUUCUAAUCUUGUGAAUACUAAUCCUGUUUAGUUUCUAUCAAUGACUUUUGUAUCACUUCAAUGUGACAGUUACUAUGCCAAUCUUAUGAAUAUUUUUGAGUUA
Salvia splendens (bonfire salvia) is the source of this 1713-nucleotide messenger RNA. RefSeq lists its product as uncharacterized. The transcript has 3 exons. The record is from RefSeq and is a predicted model, not a curated record. NCBI's taxonomy places the organism in Eukaryota, Viridiplantae, Streptophyta, Magnoliopsida, Lamiales, Lamiaceae. The coding region runs from base 1163 to 1573 and encodes 136 amino acids.